Messenger RNA from Rhincodon typus (whale shark), 3616 nucleotides. RefSeq names its product catenin delta-1-like. Gene Ontology annotation, biological process: cell-cell adhesion; cell-cell junction assembly. Gene Ontology annotation, molecular function: cadherin binding. The coding region runs from base 1 to 861 and encodes 286 amino acids. Lineage: Eukaryota; Metazoa; Chordata; Chondrichthyes; Orectolobiformes; Rhincodontidae. The record is from RefSeq and is a predicted model, not a curated record. The transcript has 8 exons. Gene Ontology annotation, cellular component: cytoplasm; adherens junction; plasma membrane.
AUGAGAAUAUUCGAGAUUGAAAUGGAGGGCUUGCUGGAUGCUGAGGGGACUGAGGGAUUUGGAGUGUGUGGGAGAGUGGACAGGAGAUCGGGGGUCAGCUGUGAUCGUGCUGAGGGGCUUGAUGGGCAGAAGGCCCACACCAGUUGCCUCUGGGAGAAGGAGAGAAUCCCCUUGUAUGGUCGCUAUAUUCGAUCAGUGGUGCGACAGGAGAAAGGCUUGUCCAGUAUCGCUGAGCGCCUCACGCAUGAAAACGACCGGGUGGUCAAAGCUGUGUCUGGAGCUCUCCGUAAUUUGUCGCUUGAUGCCCGGAACAAGGAACUGAUCGGUAAACACGCUAUGCCCAAUCUAAUUUGCAAUUUGCCAUCGAGCCAGGAUUCCUCUCCCAGUCGGAAUGAGGACACCGUUGUGUCGAUACUCCAGACCAUCAACGAGGUUGCCAUCGACAAUGUGGAGGCUGCCAAGAAGUUGAGAGAGCUGCAGGGUGUUGAGAAGCUGGUGUUGAUGAACAAGUCCAACAGCCGCUCUGAGAGAGAGAUCAAGGCAGUGGGGACUGUGCUCCAAACCUUGUGGGGUUACAAGGAGCUCCGCAAACAACUGGAGAAGGACGGGUGGAAGAAAGCCGACUUUCAGAUGGUGGCGGCCACGAACCGUGGAGUUUCGGGAAAUGCCUACGAUGACAGCACUCUGCCCCUGAUUGAGAAAAACCAGCGGGGAGGAGACAAGAGGGAGAUGAUACCCAUGGAUGACCUUGGGCCAGAUGCUUACUCCACAUUGGACCACAGGGAUCGCAAUCGAACACUGGACCGAACUCUUGAUCGAUCAGGGGACUAUUCCGAACGAGAGCCGCUGAAGAAUGACUAGACCAUCUCUGAACUAACUGGUGAAGAUGCCCCUGCCUUUGUGAAUUUCUUUUUUACAUAUAUAUAUGUAAAAUAUAUAUAUAUAUUGACACGUGGUAGAGUUUGUGGCAGCACUGUAACCAUUUUGAUUACCCUGUGGGAGCAUCUCAAUGUCAAAUGACAGACUCUCUUUCUACUUAACAAAUUACAUUUCUCUUUUUUUAUAUAAGAAGAAAAUAUAUAUAUAUAUGGAGGUUGGGCCAGAUGGAGGGAGCGUGUUUGGGAAGGGAGUGAGAGAGGGAGGGGUUCGGGUAGGGCAGAGGGGGUGUUGGACAAGUGAAUUUGCCUCCUUCCGUUGGUCAAGGUCGGGCUGUCAAGGCCACCACAGUUCUCCAGCGUUUGCCUCAUUCUGUGGAGAUUGAGGGAGCCUGCUGUGUUUGGUUUCAUCCUGAGGCGGAGGAAUCUCUCGAUAUUUGGUCCCCCUUCCCCCCCCCAACUUCCGUUCGGAAGGAUUGAGUGUGAUUUUUAUUUUUAACCACCCUGUUUUGAUCCCCUGCCCAACUCCUUGCCUUGCCUGUCAGGUGGGGUGGGAAGGGGAGCAGUUGACACGGUUUAUAUUACACCUGAAUGAGGGGUUUGCAGGGGGUCGUUGGUGGGAAUGGAUGCUGAGGCCUACCCCACAGGCUUCUGAAUGCGUCUGCAGGCUAAAUUGAUUGCUUGCGGUGGGUGUGACAGACUUUCUGGCAGUGCUUUCACCUGGAAUUUAAUGGCUCCUUGGGUUUAAUGCUCUCUUUUUUUUUUCCUUUCUGUCUUGACCAGGGCUUUUGUGAGGUUUGCGUCAGUUAUCCCUUCUCUUGUGCUCCAGAACAGGCACUAAAUAUUUUGAAAGACUUGAAUUGAGGCAGCGAGGGAGACAGAGGUGGGAGAGAUCAGCCUCAGGGGAUUCCUGGGGCAGUGUCCCGGGAUUGGUUUGUCCCAACACCAUUAAUGUUUUCCUGUUUCGUUUACGGUGCCUUUGACGUGUUCAGGGAGAAGGAAGUCUCUGGCCUGUAAAACUUGGUGCUAAGCUCAGGGGGUGUGGGUUGUUGCUGUUAGGAGAUGUGGAUGAAACUUUUUUUGGGAAUUACGAAACCACACCAGCCCAACCCUCUCUCUACCCUGUACCAGCCCAUUGAACCUCGACUGAGCGUUAUAAAGAUUACUGGCAAGUGGAGUAGGACCCUCUCUUUCCCUUGCCUCCCAAGGAAACAGUUGCCCUCCAUCUUAACAACCAAUGAAACAGACCCCUCUCCCCCAUUGGAAGUCAGGCCCUGAUGGAACAGUGAUUGCUGGGGAGGGGGAGGUGAUGGUGUAUCGUCUUGGGAUCUUGCUGUGCUCGUUACUGCAGACGUUACUCAGGUGAGGUAGGCCACAGAGGCAAGACUAAGUUGGCUGCCAGGACCAUUGCUGCGAUUGUGUUCUUUAGUGCUUUUUGUUUUAACUGCUCUGUGUUCAGUCAAAGUUGAUCACAGUUGAGAAUUGAGGGGGAUGGGGGUGGGAGGGAGAAAAAUUACCACUACAGAUACUUCUUUUUAUAAAUCUGAGACCUAAUUACCUUCGCGAUUUGAUUCUCUCCUUUUUUUAACCUCAAUAAAAAGUAUGUGUUAUUUUUUACAAAGAGACAAUAAAGGCUGUAUUCAGGAGGCAGAAAUGUAACGUUUCCAGGCAAUUUUUAAAAAAAUUAUUAUUGAGGGUAGCACAUUUUGUUUUUUCCCCGUCAUUGCUGCUCCAGUUCUUUAUCUUUCUUCCUCGGCAGGGACAGGGGCGUUUCUUUCGGCCGAGACUGGGGAUAAAUAAAGGCAGCAGCAGGGCCUGAGGAGCUCGAGUAUCCUGUGAGCAGUGCAGGAAAGGACCAGGCUCCAUUCCGGGCCUACGUGCUGCUGAUUUAACCUGCAUCUCUCACUCUCGUGUGGUAACCGUGCAUCACACGCGCAGUGCAGAAAAGGUGAUCCAAGCCAGACACAGCAUUUAAAACUGUCCCCCGCUGAAGUCUAAGAUUUCUUCCUGGCUGGAGGCUUCUUUUGCGCGUGUGGGUGCAGCUGGGGGCCUAUUGGUGUUCUCUCAGAUGCUUGCCCAUUGUGAGGAAGGUAAUGUCGCUGCUGUUAUUUUGAACUUUGGAGACAGCCCGGUGUGCCAGAAGGGAACGUCGGUCGGAUUUAGGAACGAUUAGAACCGACCCGAUUCGUUUUCCACACCUCAGCGUGGGCCUGGCCUGGCCUGUCCUGCCAUUUCCAUGUCGCACUGGCGUCUCCUCUUGAGGUGGGUGGGGGGGGCACGUUAUCGGAAUCCUGCAAUGGAAGACCAGGAUUGGGGGGGGGGGGGGAACAUUGGGAAUUUAGAGUGUGGGGAGAGAACCAGGGGAUUGCCCCUUCUGUGUGCCUUAUGUUAGGGAGAGCAUCGGGUAGCGGUGCGUGUGAAGGGAUAGGGUUAAACGACAGUUUGUUUGGGGAUCAGGACUUGUUGGUGUGGGGAGGAAAGAGAGACCUUAAAUGAUUGCCCCUCCCCUCCCAGCAACCAACACUUUGAAUUUCUCACGGUCACCUUGAUUUCUUAACUAGCCCUCGGACUUUUGGGGCUGUGUAGUACAGUGGGUGGAUUAAGGCAGGAGGAGAGUUUUUUUAUUGCAUUCGCCUCUCUAUCUGCUUCCUGCCAGUCAGCUCUCUGAUCCGAGUUGCUUUUCCUUUUGAAAAUAAAAAACUUUCUCUGUAAAACUGUACAAAUAAAUUUUUAAAAAUGGA